Molecule: messenger RNA, 1908 nt
Organism: Hirsutella rhossiliensis
Lineage: Eukaryota; Fungi; Ascomycota; Sordariomycetes; Hypocreales; Ophiocordycipitaceae
Product: major facilitator superfamily domain-containing protein
Exons: 3
Coding region: 1-1908 (635 amino acids)
Biological process (GO): transmembrane transport
Molecular function (GO): transmembrane transporter activity
Source: RefSeq, a predicted model, not a curated record
AUGCCGUCCACCCACUUCUCCGAAGACCCGCCGCAGGUCAUUAACCAAAAAGAUCUCGAACUCGCCAACGAGAUGCUCAAGGCGUCCGAUGCCGGGCACGCAGACGCUCGCGGCGGCGACGCCGUCGAGUCCGUCGCGGCCGCAAAGGCUCAAGACGAGGGCGUGGCACCCCUGCCCACGCAGGACGGGUCCGACUCGCCCACCGGCAACGGCAACGGCAACGGCAACGGCGCUCAGCUCGAGAAGCUCGGCACCUAUGACAAGUACGAAAUAACAGAGGACGACUGCUACAACGAGCUGGGCUAUAGCUUCCCUACGUGGAAGAAGUGGUACAUCCUGACCGUCAUCUUCUGGGUCCAAGUGUCGAUGAACUUCAACACGUCGCUCUACUCCAACGCCAUCCCUGGCAUUGCUCAGGAGUUCAACGUCAGCGAGCAAGCCGCCCGCUGCGGCGCCAUGAUUUUCCUAGUCCUCUAUGCCUUUGGCUGCGAGCUCUGGGCCCCCUGGUCCGAGGAGUUCGGCCGCUGGCCCGUCCUUCAGCUCUCUCUCUUCCUAGUCAACAUCUGGCAGCUUCCCGUCGCACUCGCCCCCAACUUUGCCACCAUCAUGGUCGGUCGCGCCCUCGGCGGUCUGUCCUCGGCCGGCGGCUCCGUCACACUCGGCAUGAUUGCGGACAUGUGGGAAGCCGAUGUCCAGCAAUACGCCGUCGCCUACGUCGUCUUUUCUUCGGUCGGAGGUUCCGUGCUCGGGCCCAUCAUCGGUGGCUUCACCGAGCAAUACCUGCAUUGGAGGUGGUCUAUUUGGGUCCAGCUCAUCCUCGGCGUCUUCGUCCAAGCGGUCCACUUCAUGACCGUUCCCGAGACGCGCACCACCAUCAUGAUGAAUCGCAUCGCCAAGAAGCGCAGAAAGGCGUCCAACGCCAAUUUCUGGGGCCCCGACGAGCUUGUGCCCUUUGCGGAUCGCUUCUCGGCCAAGGAGGUCCUCGCCACCUGGAUGCGCCCCUUCAAGAUGUUCCUGACGGAGCCCAUCGUGCUGGUGCUUUCGCUGCUCUCCGGCUUCUCCGACGCCCUCAUCUUCAUGUUCAUCCAGUCCUUUGGCCUCGUAUACAAGCAGUGGGGCUUCUCAACUGUCCAAAUUGGCUUGGCUUUCAUCCCCAUUGGUAUCGGCUACCUUCUCGCUUGGGUGCUCUUCAUCCCCGCCAUUCGCCGCAAUAUCAAGGAGCGUCAGGCCAAGCCAGAGGAUGAGAGGGCCCAGUAUGAGUCGCGUCUCUGGUUCCUCCUAUACACAGCGCCGUGCCUACCCAUUGGCCUGAUCGGCUUCGCCUGGACCAUCUCAGGCCCUCCCAUACACUGGAUUGGGUCCAUGAUAUUCGCCGCCGUUGUCGGUAUCGCCAACUACGCCAUCUACAUGGCCACCAUCGAUUACAUGAUUUGCGCCUACGGCCCGUACUCUGCCUCCGCGACGGGCGGCAACGGCUGGGCCCGAGACUUUUUAGCUGGUGUCCUCACCGUGCCAGCCCUGCCCUUCUUCCAGAACAUCGGCGCCUCAAAAGGCAGGAAUCUCGAAUACGCAAGCACCAUUCUCUUCUGCAUCUCCUUUGUCCUCGUCAUUGCUGUCUACGUCAUCUAUUGGAAGGGGCCCACGCUGCGCAAACGAUCGCCCUUUGCCCAGCGGUUGGCCAACGCGCGCGAGGAGCAAGUUACCGAUGGCCGCCAAGGGAGUGUCUCGUACGAUCCAGACCGCCGAGCCUCUUCUGCCUCCGCCACCAUUCGCCCAGGUGGAUUCGAGCGACGAUACAGCCAACAGCACCGUUUCUUCGGCGAAAGCCGAGUCACUCCUCGAGGAACACCACGCGGCACUCCAGCGGCGAGUCGGCGCCCCAGCAUGGCCAACACGGGGAAAAAGUGA